Molecule: messenger RNA, 1032 nt
Organism: Phytophthora sojae
Lineage: Eukaryota; Oomycota; Peronosporomycetes; Peronosporales; Peronosporaceae
Exons: 2
Source: RefSeq, a predicted model, not a curated record
AUGCGCAUGCGGCUGCGCGCGCCGGACGAGCCCGAGGCCGAGAGCGGCUACGACGGCGACGGCACGCCCUCCACGCCCGAGCGUGGCCACGCGCUGCCGCCGCUGGACGUGGGCUCGCCUGAGUACAUCGAGGAGAGGCUGGAGAACCUCAAGCGCCGCCCCAACUGGGGGGACUUCCUGGACCAAUACGUGCGGGACCACCCGGACAGCGACAGCGAGAGCGAGUUCGGUGACUUGGAGUGCGUCUCGGCGGCGGCAGACGUGCCGGGCUUCGUCCGCUCCACGCUCUGGUCGCUGCUGGUGGUGGCGUUCGCGCCGCUGCUGGUCGUGCUGUCUCCGUGCUUGAGGCACAAUGGCUACGGGUUCUGGCCGUUGGAGUGUCACUCGCUGAAGCAGCUCUUGGGCUGUGCAGUGGCCAAUGUGAUCUUCGUGGUGUUUGGGCUCGCGCUGCUGUACUGGACGAUCUGCAGAGAGCUGCCGGACGUGUUUAACGUGGACAACACGCUGGUCAAGCUGAACGUGCAGAUUGACGAGGUGCAGCGCGCGGCGGAUACGUGCCACGCGGCCUUGCUGCAGUGGGAAAGGACCGUGGCGCAGGAGUUGUGCAUGCCCGUGGGCAUCGAUGGCGCACUGCUUCUGCUGAACACGUGGCUGCUGCUGCAUUACCACCGGCGGUGGGCGAGAUACCUCAUCGUGCUCAUGGCGGUGCUGUUUGUGCUGGAUAUGCCUGGCAAACUGUACGACGCCACGUUUCCUGCUCCAGAGAUUCACAAAGUGGAUCCGACGUUCGCCAUGGUCGAUGAAGAGCUGCUGGUUGCACUAGAUGGGAAGAACUUAAAACCUGGUGGGAACGUUGCGUGGGUAGCGUACUGGGGUUGUGCGACUACGUCGAGUGUUGACGCCUGCGAGAAACAGUUUGUGUCGACGUUCGAAGCAGGCAAUGUAGCGGUCACCUUCAAGUCGUUGGAUCACUUUAUCCCAUGCUAUCGUGACCCGCCUAACCCACUGAAGGCGCAGGAGUACCAGUGCUUC